Molecule: messenger RNA, 2688 nt
Organism: Symbiodinium natans
Lineage: Eukaryota; Dinophyceae; Suessiales; Symbiodiniaceae
Source: the annotation of a GenBank genome assembly
AUGAACAAGGGGAAGAGGUAUACGCACAGGAACUACAAGUACAUGCGAAACUUCGCCGACCUCGAUCUGCAGUUGCAGGAGCUUUCACCGCUGGUACCCCAGCCGGACAGUGGCCAGGCCGCAGAAGAAUGGCGCCGGCGUGGAGCACUUAAGGCCGUGGCCAUGGCCAGUUUGCCGUGGCCGUUCUUCCGACAGGUGCUCUUUGCCAAGGCUCGACGCAGAAGGCGGAUCUUGCAUCAGGCGCUUGAAGCCAUCACGUGGUUGACGCAUCAACGCGCUGCCACUCCCCAACUGUCACAGAGCGGACGCGCUGUCCGUCGACACGUUGCUUUGACUCUCCUAUACGGGAGCUCAUGGAUCCACUUGCUGGAGCGCACAGUUCUUCAUCUGGAGCGGCUGCAGUUUGCUUGGCCCCUUUUGGUUGUUUCGAUCGGGAAGGAUGCUUUUAAGGCAUGCCAGCAGCUCCAGCGAAAGUCUUCGUCAGUUCGAGUUGGUUGUUGGAGACCGAAUACGCCCUCUCAAGUGCACAGGUUUACGAUCAUUCACAUACUUCUCCACCUUGGCGUGGACGUCUUUUACUUCGACAUGGAUACGUUUUUUCUGAAAAACCCUCUGCCCGCACUGCUUUCGCAGGUCCGCAGAGGAAAGUACGAAAUACUCUUUUCUGGACAUGGUGAUGGGGAUUGUGUCGCGGCCCCGUUCCACUACCCAGCACUUCUGACAUACUCUGGGGACUGGUCCUUGCUUCUCUCAGAUGUCACAAGAGGCCAAGGUUUGUGGGAUGUGCAUGUUGCGUCCUCAGAUCAACAUCGGCGUGUUCUACAUCAAAGCGACGUCCAAAACCCAGCACAAAGCAGCGGAACCAUAAAGUCCCACUGGCCUCAGGAUUCUGAGCGUGCCUUGGCCACGAAGGAUGCCAAGGUGACGAAGCCAGACGAAAUCGACCUGGAGAAAGUCGUGGCGGAUGCAGAAGAUGCUGACGAUGAAAGGUUAGCUCGUGAGCUCUCGGAGUACGAUGACGUGUCCGACAGCAUUGUAGCGGCGGCUGUGCGCGAUGCCGAAACCAACAACCCGGAGGUUGAGAUCGAGCUGGCGCGAGCGAAGCGACAGCAAGAGAUCGCAUCGGCCGUGGUAAUACCAUCAGGUCCCGUUUACGACGUCCUCUCUUUGGUUGACAAGUACGGUGGCACCUCCGAAGUGUAUGAAAACCACAAGGUGGCGGCGCAGGCCGGCUACUUCCAGCAGCUCCCGCAAAUCAGGAAGUUCCUCUUCGAUUUCGUGGAUGUCCAUCGUCAGAAUGCAGACCAGAGCUUCGUUGAGUUUGAGCACGCGACCGGCUCCAAGUUGGUCCUCGUUGGCACCAACCACAUCUCAAGGAACUCGACGGAGUUCGCGCGGCAGACCGUUCUCAAAGAAAGGCCAGAGUGCCUGGUCAUCGAGAGACGCCUUGGCGAUGACAGUUUGCAGCGCCUGACACUUCCCGAGAAGCAGCUCCAGGAGAAGCUCAUGGCCAAGCCACCGGCCGAGUUCUUGUCAAGUGACACAGCAAUCGACCGCGCAAGGAAGUUCCAAACGGACCGUAUGUGGCUUGAGGCCAGCGCAGGCUGGCGUGACAUCGGCGGUGAAGCUGCCGUCUGCCACGAGUUUGGCGCCGCGGUCGAGGCCUUCGCGCAGCUUCGCAAGGAAGGUACAGACGGGCAGGGCCCGCGUGGCGGGACGCUGUGCUUUGGCGACUCGGAUUUGCGGCCCCUCUACAAGAGGACUCAGGAUGCCGGGAUGCCGCCCAGCCUCAACGACCUUGGGCUGGGUGCAAAUGUGGCUUUGCGAGACUUGCAGUUUUCAAAAGCUUUGCGAGUUGCGAUGAGGACGCACAAGAGUGUUGUGGGUGUCAUCGGAGACGGCCACCUGGCCGGUAUCACGAAGCUGAUGCAGCAAGAUCCCCAGGUCCGAGUUGUGAAGCAGGGCGUGCCGCUCGACCCACCAUCCUGGGAGGACGACAUGAAGGACAGAGGCAGGAAGUGGGAAAGAGAAGCGCUCGGAGGGGGACUUCUCUUCAUGCGCCUCGUGGAGGCGAUCGAUGCAUCGCCCAUCGGCAACUGGAUGGAUGCCGAGGCUGUCCUGGAGCUGGAGGCAAUGAAGGAGGAGACCUCAGCGCGGCUGGAAGAGGACGGGCUGGAGGCGGAACCAGUGGCGCCGAGCUCAUCGCAGCUUGGUGAAGACUUCACUGCGCGCGGCCUGCUGGUCACGCCGAAAAAUGAGCAGGAGCUGAGGCGGUGGCUCUCCGGCCAGCGACUGGGUGGGCAAGAAGCUGGCGAGUUUCCUUUCGAGAACAGGAGACUGCGAAAAGCGGCACCCAAGUUGCCGAACACUGGCUUUCCCUAUACGAAGGAGGAAGCAGAGCGAGCUCAAGAAGAGAACGUGGUGAUGCUGGGAUCGCCCUUGCAGACUCCAGCCGGUGAGCUUGGGGUGGCCUUCCCACCGGAAGAUCUGCCAAAGGUGCGGGUCGGUGUGAUGGAAGAUGAGAACGAGGUCGUCAUCGGCUUCGUUGGUUGGUAUGGGCACGUGUCGCGCAUGCUGGUGUUUCACUGGUGCAAUUCUCCUUUGAAAGACAAGUGGGAGGAGAUAAAUGCCGCCUACGAUGCUGCAGAAGCGAUCGAGGCCAGCCCUACCUUGUCCAACGUGCGUUGA